GUUUAAGAAAAACAUACUCAUUUUCAGCCUUGUCUCUACUUAUUUCACAUAAAAAGUAAAGAACCAUGAGCGAGAGGAAAGCUGUUGUUAAGGCGGUUGACAUGGAAGAAACAUUGCAACAAAGUGCUAUUGAUUGCGCUAUUCAUGCUUUAGAAACCUAUCCUACUGAAAGGGAAAUGGCCGUUUACAUUAAAGAAGAAUUUGAUCGUAAAUAUUCUUUUUCUUGGCAUUGUGUUGUUGGAAGAAAUUUCGGCUCUUACGUUACUCAUGAGGCAAGGUAUUUUAUAUACUUCUACGUAGGACAAAUGGCUUUUUUACUUUUCCGUACGGCCUGAAAAUAAAAUCUUUCAUACAUAUAGUCCGAACACCUUAACUUUUUAGGUUUCUUAAUC
Zophobas morio is the source of this 392-nucleotide messenger RNA. RefSeq names its product dynein light chain 1, cytoplasmic-like. The record is from RefSeq and is a predicted model, not a curated record. NCBI's taxonomy places the organism in Eukaryota, Metazoa, Arthropoda, Insecta, Coleoptera, Tenebrionidae. Gene Ontology annotation, biological process: microtubule-based process. The coding region runs from base 66 to 335 and encodes 89 amino acids. The transcript has 2 exons. Gene Ontology annotation, cellular component: cytoplasmic dynein complex. Gene Ontology annotation, molecular function: dynein intermediate chain binding.